UUAUCAAGAAAAGUCGUGGAAUUGCUAGGUAUAAGCAAUAUGUGUUUCUGACAUUUCUUUAAAACAUAAACAAGAUUCAAAGCUUUUCUUUCUUAUAAUAUGUGCAUGAGUACAGAUUCUGUCUUUGCAUGGACGUUAUUGUUGAGAAUAGUUUAUGCAUUUAAGUUCAUUCUCUCUCUCUCUCUCUUUCUUUCUCGUUCGAAGAGGACAACCCCCGAAUUUGAUCAUUUCAUAUCAUUCUUUCAGUAGCAGCAGAUGUCCGACUCUAAGGGACUCAACAAGAAUAAGUACAUAUUCUGUUUCUGUUUCAGGAGAAUAUUCAAGGACAGGCUGCUUGAGCCUCCUCAAGAUGUCAAGGACCUCUUCGAACAAUACUCGCAGAAUGGCAUCAUGUCCCCCGUGGACCUCCUCAAGUUUCUAGUUGAGAAACAAGGAGAAGAAGAUGCUAAAGCUGGAGAUGCUCAGGCCAUCUUCAACAGUCUCAAGCAUCUCAAUAUCUUCCAAAGGAAGGGCCUUGAUCUUGAAGCCUUCUUCAGAUAUCUUAUCGGCGACCUUAACGUUGCUCUUUCUCCAACCCCUAAGAAGCUCCAUGACAUGACUGCCCCAUUGUCUCAUUAUUUCAUCUACACAAGCCAUAACACCUACUUGACUGGAAACCAACUCAGCAGUGACAGCAGUGAUGAACCCAUCAAAGCUGCCCUACGACAAGGUGUCAGAGUCAUUGAAUUGGAUUUGUGGCCUAGUUCCAAGAAUGAUAAUGUGGAAGUUCGCCAUGGAGGGACUCUUACUGCGCCGGUGGACCUCAUCAAAUGUUUACAUAUUAUUAAGAACAAUGCCUUUAUUGCAUCUGAAUAUCCUGUUGUGAUAACAUUUGAAGAUCACUUAACAGCACAUCUUCAGGCAAAGGUGGCCAAUAUGGUCACUGAAACAUUUGGAGAGAUGCUCUUCUGUCCCAAAUCAGAUCAAAUGGACAAAUUUCCUUCACCAGAAACGUUGAAGAAAAAAAUUUUAAUUUCAACUAAACCACCAAAAGAGUAUCUUGAGAGUCAUAAGAGCAGAGAAAAAGCAACUCGACAAAAGUCAAGAAAAUCACCGAAGAAAGAACAGUCGGAGGAUGAGAAGGACCAGCUAGGUGAGCAAGACCACCUUCCAGAUGAAGACGAAGAGAAUACAGCUUCUGAAUACAGGAAUGUUAUAGCCAUUCACGCAGGAAAACCGAAAGGUCCAUCAGAGAACUGGCUAAGCAUCGAUCCAAACAGAGUUAGACGUCUCAGCUUGAGUGAGCAAGAACUAGAAAAUGCUGCAAGAACACAGGGAGAAGAAAUUAUCAGAUUUACUCAGCAGAACUUUCUGAGGGUAUAUCCGAGAGGUAUUCGACUUGAUUCUUCUAAUUACAACCCCUUUGUUGGGUGGAUGCAUGGAGCUCAAAUGGUAGCAUUUAAUAUGCAGGGCUAUGGGAAGAACCUCUGGGUUAUGAAGGGAAUGUUUAAAGCUAAUGGUGGUCGUGGUUACGUGAAAAAACCUAAGUUCUUGUUGGAACCUGAUUGUCAUCCUGUGCAGAAAACUCUGAAGAUAAAAGUCUACAUGGGGGAAGGGUGGGAUUUGGAUUUUCGGCGCACACAUUUUGAUCUGUAUUCCCCACCUGACUUCUUUGUCAAAAUCUCAGUUGUUGGAGCCAAAACUGACAAGGCUAAUGGACAAACAAAAGUAGUUGAAGAUGAUUGGUUGCCAGUAUGGAAUGAGGAAUUCGAGUUCCAACUGAAUGUUUACGAAUUGGCUAUUCUUAGGAUUGAAGUCCAUGAGUAUGACACAUCAGGAAAACAUGACUUUGGAGGCCAAACUUGUUUACCUGUAUCAGAAUUGAGAACUGGGAUUCGAGCAGUUCCAUUACAUAACCGUAAAGGAGAACAAUUCAAGCAUGUAAGGCUUCUAAUGGAAUUUGAGAUUGUUUGAUCUAACGAUGUUCAUUCAAUUAAUUGUACAGUGACUACUUAUAAUGCUAAUGCUGGAGAUGUUCUUUA
This is a messenger RNA of Ricinus communis (castor bean), 2021 nucleotides long. Its product is annotated as phosphoinositide phospholipase C 2. Gene Ontology annotation, biological process: lipid metabolic process; phosphatidylinositol-mediated signaling. The transcript has 9 exons. Lineage: Eukaryota; Viridiplantae; Streptophyta; Magnoliopsida; Malpighiales; Euphorbiaceae. The record is from RefSeq and is a predicted model, not a curated record. Gene Ontology annotation, molecular function: phosphatidylinositol-4,5-bisphosphate phospholipase C activity. The coding region runs from base 256 to 1953 and encodes 565 amino acids.